Orbicella faveolata is the source of this 2774-nucleotide messenger RNA. Its product is annotated as kelch-like protein 20. The record is from RefSeq and is a predicted model, not a curated record. Gene Ontology annotation, molecular function: protein binding. NCBI's taxonomy places the organism in Eukaryota, Metazoa, Cnidaria, Anthozoa, Scleractinia, Merulinidae.
AUUCUGCAUAGUUAUCGCUCGACGCUUUAUUGAAACUGUUAUAGAUUGAGGAAACGGCAAUAUGCGAAGGUCUAGCUGAUGCAUUAGCUGAUGCAUAAAUUCAUUUCCUUUUUCCAGUCCUUUCUAUUCACACCAACUCUCGGCCUCCUUUUGUCUUCCGGUAUCAACAACAGGUCGAACAACAAAAAGCGUCGAUCUUAGCUUUUCGCUUUGUCGUCCCCGCCACAAUGGAUUCCACCUCAACUGUUGUCAUCGAAAAAUCUCUUCCCAGAGAUAUUUUAGAGGUGUUAGACAGCAUGAGGCGGCGAAAAGAGUUAUCCGAUGUCACACUCGUGGUCGACGAACGAGAAAUAACCGCUCAUCGGGUUAUUUUGGCGGCAUGUAGUCCGUACUUCAGGGCAAUGUUUCUCUCGGGCUUUUCCGAGGCCAGUGAACAAAAGAUCCACUUAAAAGAGGUUGACGCCGAUGCACUUCAAUUGAUCGUGGAUUACUUUUACACAACAGAACUCGAACUUAAUGUGUACAACGUCGAAGAAAUACUGCGGAUAUGUGUCCUACUGCGACUAACAAAUUUGGUUGAUAACUGUGAGACGUUUCUUCGGCGAAACAUGAGUCCAUCGAACUGUAUUGGCCUUCAGUUCGUCGCUGAUCUCUUUUGCCUCGAGGAUUUAAGUCAACACGCCAACCGAUUCGCUCUGUGGCACUUCGCGAACGUUUACAAGGAGGAUGAGUUCAAGAAGAUGCCAUAUAAGCAGCUGAAAGAAUUGGUCAUGGAUGACUCACUGAAAGUUCAGUCCGAAGAGAUGGUCUAUGAAGCGGUCUGGCGGUGGAUUUCGCAUGAUAUGAACGAGAGAAAAGCUUAUGUUGCCGAUAUCAUGCAGUAUGUGAGGUUCCCUCUUAUGAAUCUUCAAUAUCUGCAUGGGAAGUCCAUUCAGAGACUCACCAGUGAAUAUAGGAUGUGCAAGGAGCUUAUUCGUGAAGCUAUCAGCUACCAGACAGCCCUUGAAAGCAAAUCAACGUCAGCACUUGAUAAUUUCCGUGUCAGACCUCGCAUGGCUUCGGAGGAGAUUUUUGUCAUAGGUGGCUGGUCAAAUGGGCAGAAAAUAAGUAGUGUCCAGUGCUUUAACGUGGACACCUUGGAGUGGACAGUCGUGGCUGGUAUGUCUGUGGCACAUGUGUCCAGAGAGGAUUACAUUCGGGUGGUUGCUGUUGGCGAUGAAUUGUACACUGUGAGUCGCUACAAAGUCGGCAAGUAUGACCCCAUCGCCAAUGCUUGGAUUCAGGUCUCUACAGGUCCUGAUGUGCAGUGUAAGUGGGCUGGUGUUUGUGAGUUUGAGGGGUACAUCUAUGCUGUUGGGGGCCAUAGCAGUAUGUGUGCCAAGCAGUUUGAUACAGAAACCAUGAUGUGGAGGUCUCUACCAUCUAUGAUGUACGCUCGUUACUAUCCAGGUGUUGCUGUGGUGAAAGGCAAGAUAUAUGCUGUAGGAGGUUUAGACCAUCUCUGGGCACCGCUCAACACUGCCGAGAGGUACGACCCGCAUGCCAACCAGUGGGAAGCCAUCUCAUCAAUGAGCACUGCACGCUGGAGCCUUGGCGUGGCCGUUCUUAAUGACCAACUUUAUGCCAUUGGAGGAUCAGACAAUAGAGAGUCUUGUAGCAACAGUGUUGAGAUGUAUGAUCCGGACAUGGACAGGUGGGAUCAGGCUGUAGCACCAAUGAAUGCUGGACGCCGUUGUCUGGGUGUGGCAGUUGUGAAUGACACCAUUUAUGUUGUGGGCGGUCGUGUUACAAACAGCAUUGAGUAUUACGACCAGGACAAAAACAGGUGGAUUGUAGUUGGAGCAGUAAACACACGAUGCAACUUUGGAUGUGUUGCUUUGCGGAUUCUGUAAGUAUACAUGGAGAUAAAACAAUGAUUAGACAGUACAAUGGCACAGGGCACUUACAUGUACAGUGUAGCCUAUUGAAACCAAACACAGUAAAAAGGACAUUAAACUUGGACCAUCAACUUGGUGUCAGCUUGGAAAAUGUUCUCACUGGUCUGUGAAAUUUGUUGGAGUUCUCAACUGCGGGGAUUAUGGUUAUGAUGCCAGUAGAGGACAAAAAUAUAUGGCUUCUGUGGUCAUCAUAUCAAUUGUAAAGAUCAUGUGCUAAGGGUAGAAACUGCAGACUGGUACAUUAUGAGUUGUGUUCAGCAUCUCACAAUAUGUAACUUAAACUGACUUUUGUAUUAUUUUUGUACCAAUGUCGAAGUCCGUGUCUUGAAACAUUUUAAGAAAAGACAACAUGGAGAUCAAAAUAUUUGAUAUUACAUGUCAGAAUUGGAUUUUGCUAUGCAAAACAAUAUAUGAAAUUCAAACCUGUCACCAGAGCAGUGAAUGUAGGUAUUUUUUAACCAAUUUGCAUAGCAUAAUUUUGUAUUGACUCAGCAUUACAUUUAAAGAUGAUUUCCAGUCUGUACUGCAGACUCUCGAGUUUGUUUACGUUUUCUGUUUUGUUUCAUGUAAGGCAUCACAAAAUAUGAACAUUUUGCAAUUACUUAAAUGAAGUAAAUUCAAAGUUUCAUGUCAACCACCAGUAUGGACGCAAAGUUUUGUGCUUCGUUCUUUCUUGUAUCACUUGAUGAAACAACUUUGCAGCUGUAAAAGUCAAUGAAACUGUUGGAAAAAUAAUUUGAAAGGCCUCAAAAGAGAAAGCAUGUAGUUCGUAAGGAAUCACAUUGAUUCGCACUCCAUUGAGGGAGACUUUUUUUGUUUAUAAACAUUAGGGUGCUG